Molecule: messenger RNA, 876 nt
Organism: Rotaria socialis
Lineage: Eukaryota; Metazoa; Rotifera; Eurotatoria; Philodinida; Philodinidae
Source: the annotation of a GenBank genome assembly
AUGGCAUCCGCAUCAGUUGCAAGUAGGGCAGCGAGUUCGCUUGGACGAACUAUUAAGACUGUUGCUGCUGAAACCAAUCAUCAAGUAAUUCUUGUUGAUCAAAAACAAGAAUUUCUCGACAAAAGCUUAAAUAUAAUUGACACAAGUUUAAAACGUGUCAUUAAAAAGAAAUUUGAAAAAGAUCAACAACGUGGCGAACAGUAUCUAAGUGAUGUUAAAGGUCGCAUUACAACCAGUACAAAUGUUAUUCAAGCCGUACAAUCAACAGAUCUUGUUAUCGAGGCAAUUAUUGAAAAUCUUGAAAUAAAACAAAAAUUAUUUCAACAAAUCGAUCAAGCAGCUCCAAAACAUACAAUUUUCACGAGUAACACAUCAUCGUUGCCAAUUACUGACAUUGCUAAAGAUGUUCAACGACAAGAUAAAUUCGGCGGUUUACACUUCUUUAACCCUGUACCGGUUAUGAAAUUACUUGAAGUGAUUCGUAUAUCAGGAACAAGUGAUGAAACAUUUCAAAUAUUAUUAAAUUUUGGCAAAGCACUAGGAAAAGCAACAGUUUCAUGCAAGGAUACACCAGGCUUCAUUGUUAACCGUUUAUUAGUACCUUAUCUUCUUGAAGCAGUUCGAAUGAUCGAACGUGGCGAUGCUACAGCUGAAGAUAUUGAUACAGCAAUGAAAUUAGGUGCUGGCUACCCAAUGGGUCCAAUUGAAUUGCUAGAUUAUGUUGGUUUAGAUACAUCAAAAUAUAUAGUUGAUGGAUGGAAAAAACUCUAUCCCAACGAGCCAUCAUUUCAAACAAGUGAAUUAUUAAAUAAAAUUGUUAGUGAAGGUAAAUUUGGCAAGAAAACUGGUGCUGGCUUUUACAAGUAUUCAAAAUAG